Fusarium fujikuroi IMI 58289 is the source of this 2493-nucleotide messenger RNA. Its product is annotated as related to para-aminobenzoic acid synthetase. The record is from RefSeq and is a predicted model, not a curated record. The transcript has a single exon. Gene Ontology annotation, biological process: L-tryptophan biosynthetic process. The coding region runs from base 1 to 2493 and encodes 830 amino acids. Lineage: Eukaryota; Fungi; Ascomycota; Sordariomycetes; Hypocreales; Nectriaceae.
AUGACUACAGGCUCAGAGCCCUCGGUUGGGGCGCCGAAGCGGAUUCUUUUUAUUGAUGCCUUUGAUUCGUUUACAUUCAAUAUCGUCUCACUGCUCCGUCAAAUUCUCGGCGCUGAUAUCUUCGUCAUAAGAAUCGACCUCUCAGUGGUUGAUAGAGUCAGCGACGAUGAUACACCCGCAAAAUGGACAGAGCAAGAGUUUAUCGAUAAUCUUGCUCAAUUCGACGCCGUAGUUUGCGGGCCGGGCCCUGGAUCACCGCUCAAUCCAGAAGACGUUGGGGCGUUCAAUCUUCUUUGGGAUCUCCCUGAGCAUCUUCAACUGCCAGUUUUGGGCAUUUGUCUUGGAUUUCAGAGUUUGCUUGCUGCGCAUGGCGGGUCAGUGAGAAGACUCAAGAGGGGUCUUCACGGAAUGGUGAGGGAGAUUGAGCAUCGAGGAGAAGACAUGUUCUGCGGAGUGCCUCCCUUCAAGGCUACUCUAUAUCACAGUCUCUGUGUUGAUAUUGGCCAAUACAGCGAUGACUGGACAGAAGAGAACCGGUGGAGGCUGACUUCGGAGUUUUCACCACUGGCAUGGGCAACAGAGUUUAGAGAUGAUGGGCGAAGGGAACAGAUCCUCCAAGGUGUGAGACACAACAAGAAGCCAUUCUGGGGCCUUCAGUACCACCCUGAGUCUGUUUGCACGGAGAAGAAUGCCCAGGGAGUCCUCAUCAACUGGUUCCAAGCCGCGCUGCAAUGGAACAAAUAUCAUGGACGACGAGUACAGGGACCUUUGCUAGAGAUUCAGACUCUUUCGCCACCGAAUCACCUGGAGUCUGCAGCUGCGCAUAAGGAACACCUGGGUGAUUUGUGGUUGAAUUUAAACUCCUCUGAAACUUCGCUGAGAGACUUUGCAAAGGGGUCUGAAUACACACAUCGCAAAAUCACCUUGCCUCAGGGGGCUGGCGUGCCAGAACUCGUCGAGAUGCUGGGGUUGGCAAAGGGAGAAAACAUUAUCCUUGACUCGUCGAGUUCUAAGAACGGAGAUGCGCUAGCAUUGAACAGCAUCAUAGCUCUCGAAGUUGACAAUACGCUGCGGUUUGAGUACAACGUAUGCGAUGACUAUGUUACGGCACGGCUCCCGAGUACAGACGGAAAGGAUAAAACCGAGAUGAUAAGCCUCAAAGACGGCACAGUCACCGUAUGGGAGGUUAUAUCAGACUUCUGGGAGGCGCGAAGCCAUCCUCCUGGAUCUGACCGUUCAACUUCAGCUUUCAAGGGCGGUUUCAUGGGAUUCAUCACCUAUGAGAUGGGACUACACGGCCUCGAGAAGAAGAUGGUCCCGGAAGAUCGAGGCCACAAGAGACCGGACAUUUGUCUAACCUGGGUAACGAAGAGCAUUGUUCUUGACCACAGAGCUGGCGUUGCAUUUGUUCAAAAUCUGAAGGCUCGAGGAUCAAACGAUGCAUGGCUAGAUAAGAUAAUGGAAAGAAUUCAACAGUCCGACUAUUGGAAUGCGACCAAGAUGAGAAACGGAGUCAAUGGGCAUGUCAUCGAAAACCGUGCCCAGAACAAGGAAAUCAAUAUCACAACACCACAGCCAGACAGGUAUGAAGAGCAAGUUCGUGUUUGCCAGGAUUUCAUUGCAGCGGGUGAGUCUUACGAACUUUGUCUCACAUCGCAAACGACCAUGGCAAGGCCUUGUUCAAGAAACAACGGGAGAAACCCAUGGGCCAUAUAUCAGACCCUGAGACAGCGACAGCCGGCUCCUUUUGGGUCUUUCAUCCGUCUUGGUGGCGCCACGAUGUUGAGUUGCUCUCCUGAGCGUUUCCUUCGAUACGACAGCAACGGACUAUGCUCAAUGAGGCCCAUGAAGGGAACAGUUCGCAAGUCAGAGGCUGUGUCAACUCUCGCGCAGGCUGAGAAGAUCCUUCAUGUGCCAAAGGAAGUGGCUGAGAACCUCAUGAUUGUCGAUCUGGUUCGCCAUGAUCUACAUGGUGUCUGUGGCGUUGGCCAUGUCACAGUUCCUGACCUCAUGAAGGUAGAGGAAUAUGCCACGGUCUUCCAGAUGAUCACUGUGGUCAACGGACAACUCCCAGGCCGCAACGGAAAUAAGCCUCAUGGCGCUCGCCGAAGCAGCUUUGACUCUCACUGCCCUUAUACCGGGUUGGAUGCCCUUGCCGCGGCUUUACCUCCUGGAAGCAUGACAGGGGCGCCCAAAAAGCGCAGCUGCGAGCUUCUACAGAUCAUUGAGGGCAAACAUGAGCGAAGUCUCUACUCUGGUGUUGUAGGAUAUAUGGAUGUCGCAGGUGCAGGAGACUGGAGUGUCACAAUCCGAACCAUGUUUAGAUGGGACGAUGAGACGGCUCCAGCUGAAGAGGGCGAGACAGAGCCCAGAGAAGUUUGGAGAAUUGGAGCUGGAGGUGCGGUAACAAUCCUGAGUACCCCUGAAGGUGAAAGGGAUGAGAUGUUUACCAAACUUGCCGGUCCUAUGGGUGUAUUCAGAGACGCGGCAUAA